AUGCUGGGUGUGGAAAUGUACCCGAGUUUGGCCCUGGGACCUCAGAGACUGAGCGACUGCUAUUAUAGAGAUCGUGAACCCGCAGCACAUGUGCCGUUGUAUCCCACCUCAUGCGACAUGGCGGCCCGUGGGCUUCCCGCUCGACUGCUGCCCCCUCCUGCCACUGCGGACACUCCUGGGACGCCACAGGAUAAGGUCAAAAUGGAGCUGGAGAACGCGUCCCUGUGGAAGCAGUUCAGCACAGUUGGCACUGAGAUGAUUGUAACUAAGAAGGGCAGGAGAAUGUUUCCACAGCUGCGAAUGAAGCUGUCAGGGCUGAACCCAACUCUGCGUUACAUUCUUCUUUUAGACAUCGUGCCUGUUGAUUCCUCUCGCUAUCGUUUCCAAGACAACAGCUGGCAGGUGGUUGGCGGCGCUGAGGCUCGGCUGCCAGACCGCGUCUUCAUCCACCCCGACUCUCCCGCGACUGGAGAACACUGGCAGAAUCGAAGCAUCUCCUUCCACCGGGCCAAACUCACCAAUAACACUCUGGACGCACAAGGAUAUAUCAUUCUCCAUUCCCUACAUCGAUACCAGCCACGAGUGCAUGUGAUCGAGGCCCGUGAUGUGCUGAUGUGGGGAAGAGCCCAGCACUCUUUCACCUUCCCAGAAACACAGUUUAUCACGGUCACUGCAUACCAGAACAGCAAGAUCACUGAACUGAAAAUAAACUCAAAUCCUUUUGCAAAAGGUUUUAGAGAGAAUGGCAUGAACUGCAAGAAACAAAGAGAUGCAAGGCUGAAGAGGAAAAUUACAUGCAAUCAAGAGGAAUCUUUGGAUAUUGAGUCAUGUGACCCAUGUGAUUCCACUGAGCUCCUCCCACAAUCAGUGGAACUCCCAAGCUCCGCCCUCUCCAUUAUAAACUCCACCCUCCCAAUUGCAGACUCAGGUUUCCACACACAAGUACCAUCCCUCACAGAUCAGACAGUCUCUGACCAACCACUUGUCCUUGGACAAUCAUUCUUGACCUCUGAGAUUCCCUCUUCAAUGGAAAGCCAUCCACAGACAACCCCUGAAAAUAAUGUGAACAACACACUGAUGGAUGGGUCUGGUCAAAUGAUGGACCUUCCUGGAUACACAUCGACUUUCCCAACGGCUCAUCUCAGCUCUUCAUCACAUGCCUCAGUGCCUUUGCAUCAGUCACCUUCCAUCUAUUCCAUGGUGUCCUCUUCACAAAACUCUGGCCUUGAGCUCCCCCAGCCCUCCACAAUUGCAUCGACACCCUCUAUGUCCACAUAUUCCUCUUUACCUUCAUCAGACUAUCCUGGUCUAAAUUCCUCUACGACCUCUCCCCCAGGCUCUUCGUACCCUCCCAUCUCUCACUCCACCUCUCCACACCUUCUCUCCUCGUCUUCCUACCACUCUAUUCUUCCAACAGACCAAUCCCAAGACAACCUAAGUCCCCAUACACCCACAAAUCCACCUUUCCAAACUAUCCCCGCCUCUUGUCAAGGUUCUGGGUUGACUAUUGACCCUGGCCAAAAUCAGGUGGACGAUGGUGGAUUGAGCUCAUCCAAUGAAACAACUCCUGCCAUCCAAAACCCAACCCAAACAGCCUUUCCCUUCCCUCCAGUGCAGUCCUCAAAUGACCCAGAUCCAACAUCCCCUCAAUGUCAAAGUUUGCCCCAAUCUGCCCUACCCUUCGAACCGGUGUCGCAGUGCAACCCUGAUCAAAUUCCCACCCCUUCUGACUCAAAUAUUACCCCAACUGCAUUCCCCACCCCUAACUCCAUGGCAAACCCAUCAGCCUUCCCAUUUCCCCCUUUUCAACAGAUCCCCAACCUCAACAUGAGUACCCCUGGAUCUGCUCAAACUCCAACAACUUUUUCUAUUCCAGUUUCCCAAUCCUCAGGUCUGUGCACCAUUUCAGCAAUUCCAAACCCAAUUUAUUCCACUGGAUCCUUCUCCUUUCCUUCCACCAAUGUUAUCCAUCAAGGCCCCAUGCAGUCGGUUUCCAACACACUGCACCAUACCACAGCAUACCCGGUCACCUCAUUCCCAGCAUCUCUGCCAAAACACCCUACUCAUGGCCCUCUCCAAAAUCCUGCACCAACAUCAUCUCACACCUCUUACUCCUUCCCAACUUCUGCUCAACAUCCUCUUCAGAGUCUGACUCUGCCCUCGUCUAACUCCAUCUAUAGUGUCCCUGCGAUCCCAAACCCAAACCAAAUUCAAUCUACCUUUACCCCGUCAUACCCUAAUCCCUCCUUCCCCCAAGUUGGAAACCCCACUCAAAUCACCACCCAGUCCUUUCACCCAAGUACCCCUCAAUUAAAUCCCCCACUUCCAAUCUCAAACCAUCCACAAUGUCCCACCUCAUCAAACGCCUACCCUUCUGUAGCUCCAACUGAGAUCGGCACCUUCUCACAGCUCAAUUCUGCUGCCCCCUACCUGCCAGAUAUGGUACUGCACCCUUCCUUGCUCCCUCCUUUUGAUCCCUCGCUCCCCACCCCUGCUCCCCCGUCCCUUUAUAACGCUUUCCCUUCCUACUCACUCCGUCUUUGCCAGGAUCCUCGAUCCUCCCUGCAUUUACCCCUCAGGCAUAUUUAUAGACAGCCGCAGCAUUCUCAUGGUCAGGGGCCCUACUUUGACAUUGGUGGAAGAGCAGUUUUCUGAAGAUAAACAGAAAAAUAACGUGUAAGGCAAGGAUACUGCAUCAGUCAAUUACUUUGCUCUGAAGAUGAUGGAAGCACUAAUGGGAGACCCACAUCCCAAACAUUGCAGUAGUUUAAAAUGUAAAACUUAUUGGUGCUUAUGGUUGAAAAAGAAGAUCUUAAUUAUGCUGCUCAUAGUUAGAAGUACAUUUUAUCCUAACAAACGGUUGAUGAAGUUCAAUAAAGCUGUAUAUUUCAAGUUCUAAUUUCUCUUUGUAUUCUUA
Messenger RNA from Pimephales promelas (fathead minnow), 2917 nucleotides. It is a transcript of the gene tbx6, whose product is annotated as T-box transcription factor 6. Gene Ontology annotation, cellular component: nucleus; chromatin. Gene Ontology annotation, biological process: morphogenesis of embryonic epithelium; cell fate specification; regulation of transcription by RNA polymerase II. The record is from RefSeq and is a predicted model, not a curated record. Lineage: Eukaryota; Metazoa; Chordata; Actinopteri; Cypriniformes; Leuciscidae. Gene Ontology annotation, molecular function: DNA-binding transcription factor activity, RNA polymerase II-specific; RNA polymerase II cis-regulatory region sequence-specific DNA binding.